Trichomonas vaginalis G3 is the source of this 865-nucleotide messenger RNA. Its product is annotated as protein of unknown function, DUF4106 family. The record is from RefSeq and is a predicted model, not a curated record. The transcript has a single exon. The annotation marks the transcript as partial. NCBI's taxonomy places the organism in Eukaryota, Parabasalia, Trichomonadida, Trichomonadidae.
AUGAGAUGGGGUCAUAAAGCUAAUCCAGAUAGGUGGUUCAUAAACUUACAACCACAAUUCCAAGAAGUUGUAGACGCAAUGGAAGUCAAUGGUGAACGAGAUAUAGCUGGUAUUUUAAGCGCGGCUUUAAUGCCAUUGAAAGAUAUGAAAGAUGCAGAUAUUUUGAACCAGUAUGAAAUGAACAUGGCUGAUGGAAAUAUAACACCUGACGUUCUAGAACAUUUAUCUCAAAGAACUACACAGAACCAUAAAGAUGGUAUAUUUGGUGAAGAGUUUAGAAAGAAAGUUAGGGAUAGAGAAGGAAGAGAACCUAUUGUACAUGACCUUGCAAACGAAAGUUUACAAAAUGUCAUAAAAACUUACUUUGCAGACAAUGAACCGAGAAGGGAUGAAUAUUUAAGAAAACUCAAAUGGACAGUACCAAAUGAAAUGUUAGUAUUGAAAAACAUGUUCCUUGACAAAAUAAAACCAACUACAGAAAUAAACGACGCAAGACUGAAAGAUUGGGUAAAAGCUUUCCCAUUCACAAAAGAUAUAGUUGGUAACAUGGAAAGAAAACCAGAAUGGCUACAAAAACAUAUAUUUGGAAACGAGCAUAUUCCAUAUGGACAGGCACUGUUUGAAGAGCUUGAACCGGAAACUCAGGAAAGAGUCAUGCAAACAAUACGCGAAGACUCAAAUACAGACUAUGACAAACUCUUUCUAGGAUAUAGGUUACCUGAGAUGGGCGACCAGAGCCAAAAGGCAAAAAGGACAUGGGAAAUUUGCAACAUACUAGAUGAACAUAAUGCAAAGAUGCAACAACUUCAAGCAGAGGGCAAUGAAGGAAAAAGAAGAGUUAAAAACUCAGUCAGGAAGAAAGUAA